This is a messenger RNA of Daphnia magna, 1438 nucleotides long. RefSeq lists its product as uncharacterized. The record is from RefSeq and is a predicted model, not a curated record. The transcript has 5 exons. Lineage: Eukaryota; Metazoa; Arthropoda; Branchiopoda; Diplostraca; Daphniidae. Bases 1 to 861 code for a protein of 286 amino acids.
AUGAGUGGAAGCCACUGUUACAGAAACAAUAAAAGUCUUAAUCGUCCUCUGAUUGCAAUGCAGAAUAUGAUUCGAGGUGAAAGAAGCGCUUUGGUCACGUUGGCCCUCCUGCUGAUUGGCCUGUCCGCCCUAGUGAACGAAGCCGGAGCUGAAAACCGGUUCCCUACUUCCCUAGACGAUAGCAAUCUAGAGGAGGAAGCUCGUUAUGGAGUUAUUUCGCUGACCGGAGCAACUUCCAAAACGACGCUCAACCUGAGCGGUAUUGUCUUGUUGGGCAUGUCCUUAUCUGCGGCCGUCUCUAUGUGGGCUUAUUCGCAUAACCUGUUAUCGGCGCAGACAUCCAGCGGCCACAACCACUUGUUCAAAAAGCUUUUCAAUAAGUUGUCGCCGUCGACGUCACCGCUCAAUUACACCGUCAACUUGUCGGGUCUUCUUGUUUUGGGAUUGGGCGUCGCAGCCGCCACCAUGCUCUGGUCUCACGUGUCCGCACUUUCCGAUAACAGGCUCAAGAGAUCGACGAGCGACGAUGGAUCGCUGGCCAUUGCUCUCAAUAAUAUGCACAGACGAUUCGAACGUGCUGAAAUCUACGAAAUGACCUGCCGCCAACGAAUCAUUUGCGAAAUCGGAGCUGAGAAAAAGAGCAAUUUCCCUGAAAAUAGCUUUGCAUAUUCGGUCAAUUCUUUCUUCGGCUCGAUUAACGGAAACAAGAUGCUCAUGGAAAGCUUUGAGAACCACAAAAGAGCGAAAAGUUAUCUGAUGGCCUGGAACGAGGGCAAAGGAGGGAAAAUGUGCAAAACUGUUUACGACCAAUGUUCCAUGACUAACGACAGCAUAAACAAGCUCAUCAAAUCUUCUGAAUAACAACGAACUCCUGCGAAUCUAUAGACAAUAACUCCAAUCAAAAGGAUAUAGACAUAAUGCAACUAUUCGCCAUCUUAACCGUAGACUUAAUCUUUCAAUCUUUUUUCGUUCUGCUGACAUCAAUUAAGCAACAAAACAAAACAAAACAAAAAACAAAACAGCUGUACAAAAUACUUAAUCAAUAAUGUCUUAUCACGUCAUUUAUGUAGAAGUUCAAGUGUGACUGCCCUCCAUCCAGGUACUGGGAAGAUACCUGGGUGAUUGUCACUCGACACUUUGUCUCGAACCAAUUCCUUCAUCUGUUUCUAACACCUUUCUUUGUUGAUUUAGUACUUUCAAAUUGACAAGGACAUUGACUCUUCUUUUUUUGCCAUGAAUUUUUGCUAAUUUAUUUCAUUUAAACUUCAACUUAUUUAUUGAAAAACAAUGUCAUGAGAAGUACGUGUGACGAUGAGAGAUGUGAAUCGACACGAUCUCUGUACAGCGCGAAUUUUAAACGGGAAUGUUCGUGUCUCCUAUUCUGUGUCAAUGCUCAUUCUGCUUUUGUUCCUUAAUAAUACAAACUGCUAAACUAUAA